CACACCAGGACGGUGAAGCUGAAGGCAGAAGAGUUUGAAAACGAGAUUGGACGCAUUUGCAAUACCACAGUACAGCGCUCUUGUGAAGUAAUUUCCACGUUAUGCAAUAUUCUGUAAACAGGUGGGAAACUGUGAGAUAGACGCCACAGAAGAAGAUACAUGAGUGAGGGGCUUCAUGUUGCAUUACAGAAUGGAAGGCUGUGUUAUUUCACCUUUGUCAGAAGAAUUAAUUCCGUAUGAUGCAGAUGCUCGGCCGAUAUAUGACUUCUACCCGUAUCUCAGCACUGACCCUCAGACUCAUCUUGAAAGUGGCUGGGACUACACAAGUGUUCAUGGCCAUCACAGUGAAUUUGAGCCUCCCCAAGGAAACCAUUUCACUGAGCUGCACCCCAGCACAUACCGCUUCGGAGACACGGAGGCCUUCCACCCAUCCGUAGAUUCACUUGUUCCUGUCGUUCCUCCACAGUAUACUUACGUCCCCCACCCACUGUACCAGCGGUCCCCAGUCCCCCACUGCAGUACUGAUGAUGAGGACCCCGGGGGGCGCAGUCCACCGUUCGAGGUGUCCGAGGGUGAGGAGGACAACGACAGACAUCCGGGCAUCUCCAGCUCAGGAAGCAAGCGGAAGGUGCGCCUCUAUCAGUUCCUCCUGGACCUCCUGCAGGACGGAGACAUGCGGGACUGCAUCUGGUGGGUGGACCGAGAGAGAGGCGUCUUUCAGUUCUCCUCCAAACACAAGGAGACACUCGCCGGCCGCUGGGGCCAGCAGAAGGGCAACCGCAAGAGAAUGACCUACCAGAAGAUGGCCAGGGCCCUGCGCAACUACGGCAAGACUGGAGAGGUCAAAAAGGUGAAGAAGAAGCUGACGUACCAGUUCAGCGGCGAGGUGCUGAGGAGGACGACUACGGAGAGGAGACAGUAUCAUCACUGACAUUUGCUUUAGAUCCAGGGUCUCGCACCUACAAAAUUCACAAAUUCUCUCCUGCAGCAAAACAUAUAAUCUCAGGGAUAUGUAAUAUGUAUAGUGAAGAUAGGGAUGUAAUAUCGGAGUAAAUGACAAAUGGACAAAAUACAUUUUUAAGGUUAAAGUUUCUGUAUUUGCAAAAGACUACACGCUGUAACUGAUAACUAUUUUUUUUUACCUUUAAAGUGCUUUUAUUUCACUAUUGUUACAUUUCAAUUGUCCAGUGGUGUGACAAAUUAAUUGUUAAAAUUAUAUUUCAUGUAAUCUCUGUUAAUAUAUGAAAAUUGCAUGCAUAAUAUUAAUAUGAUUUCAAUAUCAUUCUUAUA
Carassius carassius (crucian carp) is the source of this 1290-nucleotide messenger RNA. Its product is annotated as transcription factor PU.1-like. The transcript is spliced from 5 exons. The record is from RefSeq and is a predicted model, not a curated record. Gene Ontology annotation, cellular component: nucleus. Gene Ontology annotation, molecular function: sequence-specific DNA binding; DNA-binding transcription factor activity, RNA polymerase II-specific. Gene Ontology annotation, biological process: cell differentiation; regulation of transcription by RNA polymerase II. Bases 176 to 931 code for a protein of 251 amino acids. Lineage: Eukaryota; Metazoa; Chordata; Actinopteri; Cypriniformes; Cyprinidae.